AUGGAUAAUUUGGGUUGGGACAACUCAUCAUGCUCAUGGAUCAAUCACCAACAAAAUGAAAAUGAAGAUCAGAGCUCUAUGAUGGAUCUCCCACAAGAUAUUGUAUUGGGUUCAAUUCAAGAACUCCAAAGAACUACUACUACAUGUGAUAUAGGAACUGUCAUGAAUUCCAUCAAUGCUGCUGCAGCAACUCCAACUUCUACUUGGGGAGAAGCUUUAAUGGCUCAAAUCACAGAUUUUAGUGUUGGUAAUGGUGGAUUACUCUCUGGAGGGGUGACAGUCUCAUCACUUGAGCCUUUGGACUGUUUGUUAUCAGCAACCAAUAGCAUUAAUACUGAUACAUCAGUUGAAGAUGAUGGAAUUUCAAUGAUCUUGUCUGCAGAUUACAGAAAUGGAUGGAAUUUUGGUUCUAACAGUGCUGUCUCUUCCGGAGAAUCCGAAAACAUCGGUAGUAAGGCAUGCGAGAUCAUGGAAGAAGCUGUCUCAGUAGUCUCACCACAAGGUCCUUCCAAGGCUUUGGACUCCAUUACCAUUACUACUACAAAUAAGAGAAGUAAGGUGGAUGUGAAUUAUCAUUAUUUUGAUCUUCUUCAAUCAGAUUCAUCAACUACUGAAGGUGGAUUUCAGCUAAUCUCUGAGAACUUUCCGAGAUCGACGAAACCCAGAUUGGUGGAGAAUCAACAUCAUCAAGGAUCAUCAAAUAUCAACUUUCAACAUCCAAGCAAUUCUUCUUUAUCAUGUUCAGUUGAUGAGCCUGACACUGAGGCCAUUGCACACAUGAAGGAAAUGAUAUAUAGAGCUGCAGUAUUCAGGCCUGUGAAUCUAGGAAUGGAAGUAGUGGAAAAGCCUAAGAGGAAGAAUGUCAGGAUUUCUAAUGAUCCACAGACAGUAGCUGCAAGGCAUAGGAGAGAGAGAAUAAGUGAGAGAAUUAGAGUUUUACAGAGGCUAGUUCCUGGUGGAAGCAAGAUGGAUACUGCUACAAUGCUUGAUGAAGCUGCAAAUUAUCUCAAGUUCUUGAGAUCACAAGUUAAAGCAUUGGAGAAUAUGGGAAACAAGCUUGAUUCUGUGAAUUCCAACUCUUCCACCCUUCCCUUCCCUUCAACUUCAUUCAAUUUCAGACACCCUUUUUGCAUGCAGACCUUUUUCCCUCUCCCAAAACCCUAAAUCCCUGGAGAAGGGGGAAAAAAUUCUCUCUCUCUCUCUCUCUCUCUCUCUCUCUUACUUCUUAAUCCAGAACUUUAAUCCUAA
Telopea speciosissima is the source of this 1248-nucleotide messenger RNA. RefSeq names its product transcription factor bHLH87-like. Lineage: Eukaryota; Viridiplantae; Streptophyta; Magnoliopsida; Proteales; Proteaceae. Gene Ontology annotation, molecular function: protein dimerization activity; DNA-binding transcription factor activity. The coding region runs from base 1 to 1164 and encodes 387 amino acids. Gene Ontology annotation, biological process: regulation of DNA-templated transcription. The transcript has a single exon. The record is from RefSeq and is a predicted model, not a curated record.